CCACUCUGUCCUUUUCCCCAUCGCCUUACGCCAAGGGUAGGGGGGUGUGCUUAGGCAGAAAUUAAACUCUGCUUAAAACUUUCUUAAGUGAAAGUUCAUACUUGCACUCAUUUUCAUUCGCUUAGUUUAAGCGUGUGAAGCUUUUGUUUUGUUUUUAGCAAUCCACACAACCCAACUUGCCAAGAUGAUUGAUACAGUCACUGCCCCGGGAGCACUGCCCUUUGCAGUGCAGCUCAAGGCUUUAAUGGACCAGGAGGGCAGAUACCAGCCAAAACUUGGAGGCCUGAGAUAUCUGGAGAGUGCGCAGGACAAUGGGCUCCGAAUGACCACCAAACUGCGGGAACUGGAGGUGAGGGACCUGCUGUCUUUGACCAGGUUCUUUGGAUUCAGUUCUGAGACCUUUUCUCUGGCUAUCAGCCUCCUGGAUCGAUUUCUGUCAGUCAUGAAGAUUCAGCCCAAACACCUGUCCUGUGUGGGUUUGUGCUGCUUCUACAUUGCUGUGAAGUCUAAUGAAGAGGAGAAGAAUGUGCCUCUUGCCAAUGAUCUGAUCCGCAUCACUCAGAACCGCUUCACGGUGUCUGACAUGAUGAGGAUGGAGAAGAUAAUCAUGGAGAAGCUCCACUGGAAGGUGAAGGCCCCCACAACACUGCGCUUUCUCCGCCUUUUUCACCGCCACAUCCAGGAGCAGCUUGAUGAUGAGAGUAAGAAGAUCCUGAGCACUGAAAGACUGGAGGCUCAACUGAAAGUCUGUCACUGCUCAUUUGUUUUCACCAAAAUUAAGCCAUCUCUGCUAGCUCUUGCUCUAUUGAGCUUUGAACUUUGUGAGCAACAUGAUCCAGAGCACAGUGACAAGAUAUUUGAUGCCCUUUUCUCUAUUCAGAUGCAGCUUUAUAUCAAGGAUGGUGAUCUGGUUUGCGUGCGAGAGCUGGUCGGGAAGUGCCUGACUGAAUAUGCCACCUCCAAGUGCUCCAGGCCAAACAGUCAAAGACUUCGCUGGACCAUUUCAGGAAGAACUGCACGCCAGCUGAAGCACAGCUACUACAAAAUCACUCAUCUACCCACCAUCCCAGAGUCAGCCAAUUGAAAUCUCUACCUGAGCUCUCAGUAACUGGGUGACCUUCAUUAAAGUUUCUUCAGUUGUUUUAGCAAAAUUUGGAUAGCAACAAGGUCACUCACUUAAUUCAACUUAAUUUUCUUUACAGAUGGCCAUCAUAGAUGAUGGCCUUCUUUAAAGAAAAGCCAAAAUCAUCUAUCAUACAUCAAGCACUGUUCCAUCUGCCCCAUCUACGAACAGUAAUGCUUUGUCUGCAUCCUGGCUUAGUUUUACUUUCGUGGUUGAGUUGCUUGCACGAGUGUACAGUAUGUUCUUGUUAAAUCCAUACCAUGAUGUUUGGUAUUUGGGUUGCUGGUUUUAAGCAAAUAAGUAUAGAACCACCUAGGUCCUCAGUCCACUGUGUGGAAGAGGAGGGAGAAGGAUUUUGUGAACAUCAAAAAAGGAACCAAGAAAUCAGGCCCAAAGUCCUUAACUCUCACCCUAGGUUGCUAAACUGUCGUGAAUGCACACUCCUACCCAAGGUGAUAAUUUUAGUUUUUGGUUAUGGCGAGGAAGCUCUGGAUUUCUCCAGUGAAUAAGGCUAGUUUAUGAUUCGUCAUUUCUAGCGAAUCAUAUUUGAAGCUGAACAUCAGCUUUGCCAAGCGGUUACCGAUGAGUUGUUUUCACUGAUUUCUGAUUUGUAGACACAAAGCAUUGCUUAUGCUAAAUUAUUAGUUUUCAAUUAGGCAGAGAACACAAAAGUGGUAAUUACAAUAGAAUAAUUGUUAGAAUAUUUGACAGUUCCCUGUGUUGUUUUUUUGUUUUUGUUUUUUAAUGAGUUGUGUUCUCAAUUCAAAAUUGUAAUUCCCACCAUCUGGUAAACCUAUAUGCUUGUACCUUUCAAUAAAAACUUUAUUGAAAAGCCAAAA
This is a messenger RNA of Boleophthalmus pectinirostris (great blue-spotted mudskipper), 1962 nucleotides long. RefSeq names its product cyclin G1 (gene ccng1). The record is from RefSeq and is a predicted model, not a curated record. Gene Ontology annotation, molecular function: cyclin-dependent protein serine/threonine kinase regulator activity. The coding region runs from base 185 to 1084 and encodes 299 amino acids. Gene Ontology annotation, cellular component: cytoplasm; cyclin-dependent protein kinase holoenzyme complex; nucleus. The transcript has 6 exons. Gene Ontology annotation, biological process: mitotic cell cycle phase transition; regulation of cyclin-dependent protein serine/threonine kinase activity. Lineage: Eukaryota; Metazoa; Chordata; Actinopteri; Gobiiformes; Gobiidae.